Molecule: messenger RNA, 1479 nt
Organism: Anopheles maculipalpis
Lineage: Eukaryota; Metazoa; Arthropoda; Insecta; Diptera; Culicidae
Gene: Tmep
Product: transmembrane protein 184B
Exons: 8
Coding region: 1-1479 (492 amino acids)
Biological process (GO): transport
Molecular function (GO): transporter activity
Source: RefSeq, a predicted model, not a curated record
AUGAGUACGGAACAUCCGGCAGCGGGUGAGCUGCUGGCCAAUGCUACUGCUGCCACGGUCGCCGCCGUUAGCAGCACGGCCAAGGCGAACAUAGCGGUGCGCGUGACGGAGGCCCCCGCCGCGGCACUGGCGAUCGAUCCGAUCAUCAACCAUGUCGGGGACGGUAUUUUCCUGCAGGCCAAGACGGCCCAAAUCUUUGCCGGUAUCUGCGUCUGGAUGGCACUGUUCAUCACUUGUCAGCAGAUCUAUCAACACCUUCGAUGGUACACAAACCCACAGGAACAACGAUGGAUCGUCCGAAUACUGUUCAUCGUACCGAUCUACGCCACGUACUCCUGGGUCAGCUUACUGUUCUUCAACUCGGAAAGCGUCUAUGUAUACUUCUUUACCGUGCGCGAUUGCUACGAAGCUUUCGUAAUCUACAACUUCCUUUCGCUCUGUUACGAGUACCUGGGCGGUGAGGGCAACAUCAUGUCGGAGAUCCGCGGCAAGCCGAUCAAAUCGUCCUGCCUGUACGGAACGUGCUGCCUGGCGGGUAAAACGUACACGAUCGGAUUCCUGCGCUUCUGCAAACAGGCCACGCUGCAGUUCUGUCUGGUGAAACCGCUGAUGGCGUUUAUUAUCAUCUUUCUGCAGGCAUUCAAUCACUAUCACGAUGGUGACUGGAGUGCUGACGGAGGCUACAUCUACAUCACCGUCAUCUACAACAUCUCCGUUUCGCUGGCACUGUACGGUUUGUACCUGUUCUACUUUGCCACCCGAGACCUGCUGACGCCAUUCGAUCCGGUGCUAAAGUUCUGUACCGUAAAAUCCGUUAUCUUCUUGUCCUUCUGGCAAGGUGUGGGGCUAGCUAUUCUGGAAAAGGCGGAGGUCAUCUCACCGAUUGUUGACGCGGGCGGUUCCACCACGUCCGCUGGUACGGUUUCUGCUGGUUAUCAGAACUUUUUCAUCUGCAUCGAAAUGUUGUUUGCUGCUAUCGCGCUGCGGUAUGCUUUCCCGUACCAGGUGUACGCCCAAAGCUGCAUGACCGAUGCACACGGCCGAUCUGUCACGAUGCAAUCAAUUUCAAGCAGCUUAAAGGAAACGAUGAACCCGAAAGAUAUUAUGACCGAUGCGAUACACAACUUCCAUCCGCAGUACCAACAGUACACGCAGUAUAGCUCAGGUGGCAAAAACCCACGAGGCAUCCGUGUGUCGUCGUACGAUCCGGACGAUCCAAGCCAUCAGCUAACGGGCCACGGUCAGAGUCACGGUGUGGGAAGUGGUGCAACGACAGGAUCGUACAACGGUAAUGGAGCCGGUGCAGGAGGUGCAGGUGGCGGCGGUGGACAUGGUGGUAGCUAUAUCGCUCCACCGACGCUUGGCAGCCAGCGGAAGUUUAUGCCCGGUGCUAGCGUCGUACCGCAGAAGGUGUCGACGAUCAGCCAAAAUUAUAAUGAGAAAACGAUGCUACUGUCCAGUGAUGAUGAGUAUCAGUAA